This is a messenger RNA of Eremothecium gossypii ATCC 10895, 2313 nucleotides long. RefSeq lists its product as uncharacterized. The transcript has a single exon. The coding region runs from base 1 to 2313 and encodes 770 amino acids. Gene Ontology annotation, cellular component: fungal-type vacuole membrane. The record is from RefSeq and is marked provisional. NCBI's taxonomy places the organism in Eukaryota, Fungi, Ascomycota, Saccharomycetes, Saccharomycetales, Saccharomycetaceae. Gene Ontology annotation, biological process: macroautophagy.
AUGAUAUCGGCCAUGCGUUGGGGUGGACUCACCUGGGCGUGCAUGGCGUUGCUGUGGGCGCGGGGCGUACCGGGCGCCGUGGCAAGAGAGCAGGCCGGCGGUGCGGCGGCGCUCGACGACGAUGGCGGGUUUCCAUUCACGACGGUGGUGGACAUCCUGUCGCAGAAUGCCGAGUUCGCGGGUUUUCUGCGGGCGGCGCAGCGCGGCGGCUGGGUGCCGUAUUUGAACGAGCUGGACGACUUCUCGCUGCUGGCGCCGUUCGGCGGGGUGGGGGGCGGCCGCCUGGACAUGCAGCGGUACGUGAUCCAGGGGGGCGUGAUCGACCUGGCGCAGUACGAGGCGGGCGUGUACGUGGUGGACAGUAGAGCGGGACCGCGGGUGGUGGAGGUGCGCGGGGACGGCGGGGCGAGCGUCAACGGCGUGCGCGUGGUCGCGGACAGCCUCUUCGCGAGCGUGCAGAACGCGGUGGUGGUGCCGAUCGCAGGCCCGAUGCCGGCGCUGGCGGAGCGCGACGGGCUGCUGCAGGCGCUGCGCGAGGCGGGGCGCCCCGUUCGGUGCGCCGCGCAGCUGCUGCGGCUCACGGAGGGGCGGGGCGCCAACGAGACGCUGCUGCUGCCGGAAGACGGGGCGUUCGAGUCGCAGUUCGACGCUGCGGAGCUGAACUACCUGCUGCAGGCGCACCGGCUUGAAGUAGACGGGUGGUAUGACGACCAGCGGCGGCUGGCGGCACGUCUGCGGCUGCGCGGCGUCCACGGCGGCGCCGCCGUCGCGCGCAACGCUACGGCCGUCUCCGGCGAGCUGGUGGAGCUGCAGCCCGCCGACCACGGCGCCACACUGUACGUGAACGGCACGCGUACAUCCUCUAGUAACCUGGUAUAUCGCGGCGGGAUUGCGCACCUCUUGGACCUGCAAGGCCUGCGCAGCGGCAUCGAGUUCACGGCAGACAAGUACCUCGUCGGCCUCAAUGCCUCAGCGUUCGUCGAGGGGAUGUACUACCAGAAGCUGGCGCACAUGCUGCGCGCACACACGUCGACCUACACGAUCUUCGUUUCGGCGGACAGUUGGGACCAGUACCGGGACUUCAGUAGGAGCAGUCUCCUGUACCACUUCACGGCCGACCAUCUGUGGCUCGAGGAGCUGCUCUCGGACGAGGGCGCGCACCGCCUGCACGACAGCAUGUUCUGCCCCGGCGACGGCCUUGGUGGUCGCUGCCAGCGGCUCAAGCUGAGCCGCGCGGGAGCCGACAUCUACGUCAACGGCGGGCUGCGCGUGCUCAACCCGCACCCUUACCGGGUGCGGAACACGCUCAUAUACCUCCUCGAGCGUAGUCUGGAGCCGCCCAGCGCGCUGUUGUCGUCGGUCAACCCGUUCCUCCACUGCACGCUGUCGCUGUCGCUGCUCCGCGAGCUCGGGCUGCUGGACCUGCCGUCGGACCACCACGGCUACACGGUGCUGCUGCCCUGCUUCGACGCGUGGCGCGACCUGGAGCUCAAUCUGGACUACCUGCGGCAGAACACGUCCGCGCUCGACAUGCUCCUCGGGAACCUGAUAUUCAAGGGUCUCGUGUACACGGAUGACUCGCAGGAGCGCAAUGUGUCCACGCUGCACGGAGAGCCCGUCUCUGUGCGGCCCCUGGCCGCCCACGCCAACGGCUCCGCGUCCUUUGCCUUCUCCAAUCUUGCGGCAGGCGUCGCGCUAGAGCUGGGUGCGGACAUUCCCUUCGACCGCGGCGUCGUGCACCCGCUGCGCGAGGUGCCUGGCCCGCGGGCCUUCCACGUGCCCCUGCGCGCGCUCGUCGACGCCGCAGGCGCCGCGCCCUUCGCAGACCUGCUGCGCCGGGCCCCCGCCUUCGCCGACGCGCUGGGGCCCGACGCGCCCUACUCCAUUCUCGCGCCCGCCGGCCUGCUACAGCGCCACGUCGCUGACCCCGCCAAGUUUCUCGCCGCGCAUCUCGUGCCACGUGCGGCCACCGACGCGCUGCGCCUCUGCAACGGCCUGGUGCCAACCGCCCACGGCCCCCCGUUGCACUGUCGCGCGCCCGCGCCCGGCGUCCGCCUGCUGAGCGUCGCCGGCCACUCGCAGGAAGUCCGCGUGCUCAAGGUCGGUUGUACCGACGGCGCCUGCGUCUUCCUGCUCGACCGCGCCCUCGACGCGCCGCAGGCCCGCGCCCGCCUGCGGCUGGCCGCCGCCGGCUUCCUGGCGGGCGUCUGCGCCGGCCUCUACAUGGGCUACGUGCUCUUUUGCAAGCGUACCGUCUGGUUCCGUCGCUCUCCAGAAAGCGCGCCCCUACUUCAAGAGUCGCCUCCGGCGUAG